Messenger RNA from Prorocentrum cordatum, 1599 nucleotides. The record is from the annotation of a GenBank genome assembly. NCBI's taxonomy places the organism in Eukaryota, Dinophyceae, Prorocentrales, Prorocentraceae.
AUGGCCAACGUGAGUUCCGUGCAGGCAGAGCGGCAGGCGGAUCGCACGGCUCUGACCCUUCACGGUCACCAGAGCUUCUCUUUCGCGGAAUUUCUGCACAGAGUUGACAAGGUCUCCAGUGGGCUGGCAGAUUUGGGGUUCGCCCACGGCGACCGGCUGGGUGUUUGGAUGCCCAAUCGCGGGGAGUGGUUGGAGCUCCAACUUGCCACUGCCAAGCUCGGCGUCAUCCUCGUCAACGUCAAUCCAGACUACAGGCUGCCCGAACUCGAGUACGCCUUGAACUUGGUGGCUUGCAAGGGGCUCGUGAUGGUUCCCAGGCUCUCUUCAGACUGCCUGGGGAUGAUGCAGGACCUCUGCCCAGAGCUUGCCAGUACCCGAGGCGAGCUUCACAGCGCCCGCUUACCAUCUCUGCGCCGCGUCGUCGUGGCCGGUGGUGUUGCCGGCGCUGGCAUGCUCGAGUACGAGAGCCUCUACAGGGCCAAGCCUGCCUUAGAGGCUAGAACGACAUGUGAUGACGCCAUCAAUCAGGCUUCGACGCUCACUCACAGGGGUAUUCUUAACAACGCCUACUUCCUAGGUCUGACUAUGCGGUACACGGAGCAAGAUGUGGUUUGCGUGCCGGUGCCUCUCUACCAUUGUUUCGGUUGUGUCAUGGGUAACCUCAGCAUGGUGGUUUUCGGUUGCACUCUUGUCUAUCCGUCGCCUCGUUUUGACCCGCUUCUGACGCUGCAUGCCACCGUAGAACAUCAUUGCACGUCAUUAUAUGGGGUGCCCACCAUGUUCAUCGCUAUGUUGGACCAUCCGGAGUUCUCCAAAUUUAAGUUUGAGGUUCUUCGCACUGGAAUUAUGGCAGGAGCUCUGUGCCCAGUGGAAACGAUGAGUCGAGUGAUCAAAGACAUGGGGGCGAAUGAGGUGACAAUUGCUUAUGGCAUGACCGAGACCUCCCCAGUUUCUUGGCAGACGCGGAUUGGUACACCACUGGACUUGACAUGCACAACAGUCGGCCAGAUUUGUCCCCAUACUGAAUGCAAGGUCGUCGAUCCUGAGGCAUGGACGGUCCUUCCAUGCGGCGAGCCUGGCGAGCUGUGGACGGCGGGUUAUCUCGUCAUGUCAGGCUAUUGGGGUAACCCGAAGGCCACAGCUGAGUCCAUCAUCGAACAAGACGGCCACCGAUGGAUGCGCACUGGUGACCUCGCAGUGAUUUCGGAGGCGGGCUUCUGCCAGAUUGUCGGCCGCAUUAAGGACAUGAUCCUGCGCGGUGGUGAGAACAUCUUCCCAAAGGAGGUGGAGGUGCCGCUGAUGUCACACCCUGACAUCCUCCUCGCCGAGGUCAUCGGCGUCCCGGACCACCGACUCGGAGAGCAGGUGUGUGCCUGGGUGCGGUGGCGCGGCGGCGCUCCCCGGGGGGCCGAGGCGGCGGCGGCCGCGCAGCGCAUCCGCGACUUCCUGAGGGAGAGGGUCGCGCACUUCAAGGUCCCGAAGUACAUCCUCUUCAAGGACGAGUUCCCCUUGACGGCCUCGAACAAGGUCCGGAAGGUCGAGGUGCGCGAGAUCACCGCCGCGGAGUUGGGCUUGGUCCGGCCGCCCUCGAAGCUCUGA